UCUUCUUAGCGGGCGCCGCCAUCUUUAGCUCUUUUAUAGAACACCGGUGUGGCAGAGCGCGCAGCGGCCAUGUUUAGUGAGGGCAGAGGUUUCUGCACUUCGCUCCUCGGUGUGAGGAGAAGACUAAUGAUAGUUUAGGACAGUUUUGUGGAAGGAAGACCAUGGCUAUUCCCAUUCCUUUCCCCACUGUGCCCCUGUCUAGCGGCCACAACAUCCCUAUUCUUGGUCUGGGGAUGUCUCAUGACGGAGGAUAUUCCCACAAUGCACUGCUUUAUGCCUUGAGAUCUUGUGGUAUCCGGCACAUUGAUACAGCUAAACGGUAUGGUAAUGAAGAAUUGGUUGGAAAAGCUAUAUCCGAAAGUGGAGUGAAGAGAGAAGAGCUGUGGAUCACCACCAAGCUGUGGCCAGGGGACUACGGAUAUGAAAAAGCCACACAGGCUUGUCUAGAUUCCUGCAAAAAACUUGGAUUAGAGUAUCUAGAUCUGUACUUGAUGCAUUGGCCUGAUGCUCACAUUCCUGGCAAGAGUUCCCGAGAGGCAAGGGCAGAAACAUGGAAGGCUCUUGAGGAUUUGUAUUACAGAGGCAUUUGCCGUUCUAUUGGAGUCAGCAAUUUUCUAAUUCAUCACUUGGAGCAGCUGAAGGAAGACUGUGAUGUGGUUCCUCAUCUCAACCAGGUUGAAUACCACCCUUUUCAGAGGCCACAGGAACUGGUGGAGUACUGUAAGAGAAAUAAUAUAGUAUUUGGAGGAUACUGUCCUCUGGCUAAGGGACAGGCGCUGACACAUCCACUCAUUCUGAAGAUUGCAAAGCAGUAUGGGAAGACACCAGCUCAGAUUUGUAUACGAUGGAGCAUCCAGAAUGGCGUCGUCACCAUCCCAAAGUCAACAAAGGAGAGCAGAAUCGAGGAGAAUUGUCAGGUGUUUAACUUCCAUCUGCAAGAGGCUGACAUGACACGGAUCACAUCCCUACAUAGUAACAAGAAGGUAAUCCAUCUGACAUACCCACUGUGGAAAGGGUGAAUCGAGGAUCCACAUGACGUCCGGUGCCCAGAUCCAGAAUAACCACUAUUACAUCAGCCAUUACAUUUCUCACCUGUGCUACUUCCCAAACAAUGUUAAUCUUUAUUAUCUUUAUCAUGUAAUAAAAUAAUAAGUUGAUGUUUUUUACCAUUUGGGGGGUGUCCCUGUAGAGUCUGUCAUUAUCCAAUCAAUGCUGCCGGGGACACACCCCAAACUGGUACCGCUCAUCUGUAUCUUUAUCCAUAGACUUCUAGCAGGAAUAAGAGAAGAACAGCACAAUAUAGAUUCAUAAAGUUACCUGCACAUGGUGCUGAUUUGUGUGAAGAAAAUCCGCAUGAAAUCAGCACCAAAACCACACAUAAAUUCGUACUAUUUAUUGCAGAUUUGAUGCAUUUUUAUGCAUAUUUUAUUUAAGAAAUUACGCGUUUUUUGGUGCGAAUUUUCUGUUUAUGUUAACCACUCUAUUGAAGUCUAUGGGGAAACCACUCUAAAGAAGGUGCGGAAUCUCACAAACAAUUGAUAAUGCUGUACAUUUUAAAAAGUCAAUUUCUGGACAUACGCAAUGAACACAUGAAUGGCACUUUAAUAAUAAUAAAAAAAAAUGAUAAUAAUAAUAUGUAGGGAGAAAAUGUGUUAUGGAGCAAUAAGCUGCUACAAUGUAGAGACCGUACUGUAACACUGGAGCAGCACAAAGCUUUGACACAGCUACAGAUCCCAUUCAGACAUGUAAGAGGCAAUCUGACCGGGAAACUUGUGUCAUCUGUUUGCAAAAGAAAAAUCUGUGCUCUAGUUGUUUUUUCUCUGUUAGUUGCAAAACUAGGACUGGAGAUAAAUGGCCUAAUGUUCUAGGCUUUAAAUUUGGCAAUUAGCAAUGUUUUGCAACAUUCUGAGAAAUCUCAUAAUGGAUGUGGUUAUAUUGUGCCUCCAAUUUGGAGGAAUCUAGGCUGCAAUAUUAGAAAACUGCUCGUUUGGUGUCCUUUUAUAUUGUCAUUAGCAAAAUCACUUCUGCUGAUUAGGUCUUGUUCAUGUCUGCCUGGACUACUCCCUGAUUCUGUUCCGUUGAGUAUCAUUGAAUGAUGGAUACAAGCAGAGCGCCUUCUGUUUAAGGCAUUCAGUCACUAUAAUGUUAAAAAAAUAAAAUAAACAUGGAAACUUCCAUUCUAUCAUAUACAUGUCAUUUUUUCCUGCACACGGCACUGUUCCUUCUGCCAAAAACAGCGGACCCCAACUUAGCAUAAUUGAUGUUCAAAUGCACCCCUUUAGCAAGUGGGGUUUAAAACAGACUCAAGAGGCAGUUGAGGGAUGGAACUGAGCAUGUGCGGCCAUCUCAGUGAGCCGGACAAAGAAAUAAGAGAAAACAAUCAGCAGGUGGCGCUAUACAGAUAGAUUUUAUGGAAUAACUCAGUGGCUAUACAA
Molecule: messenger RNA, 2435 nt
Organism: Bufo gargarizans (Asiatic toad)
Lineage: Eukaryota; Metazoa; Chordata; Amphibia; Anura; Bufonidae
Product: 9,11-endoperoxide prostaglandin H2 reductase-like
Exons: 8
Coding region: 162-1019 (285 amino acids)
Molecular function (GO): oxidoreductase activity
Source: RefSeq, a predicted model, not a curated record